Molecule: messenger RNA, 1167 nt
Organism: Choloepus didactylus (southern two-toed sloth)
Lineage: Eukaryota; Metazoa; Chordata; Mammalia; Pilosa; Megalonychidae
Product: endoplasmic reticulum resident protein 44-like
Exons: 1
Coding region: 11-943 (310 amino acids)
Source: RefSeq, a predicted model, not a curated record
UUUCAGCCAGAUGUUGCAUCCAAUUUUUGAGGAAGCUUCCAAAGUCAUUAAGGAAGAAUAUCCAAAUCAGAAUCAAGUUGUGUUUGCCAGAGUUGAUUGUGAUCAGCACUCUGAUAUAGCCCAGAGAUAUAGGAUAAGCAAAUACCCAACCCUCAAAUUGUUUCGUAAUGGGAUGAUGAUGAAGAGAGAAUAUAGGGGUCAACAAUCAGUGAAAGCACUUGCAGAUUACAUCAGGCAACAAAAAAGUGACCCUAUUCAAGAACUUCAUGACUUAGAAGAAAUCACCACUCUCAAUCGCAGCAAAAGAAAUAUCAUUGGAUAUUUUGAGCAAAAGGAUUCAGAAAACUAUAGAGUUUUUGAAAGAGUAGCAAAUAUUUUGCAUGAUGAUUGUGCCUUCCUUGCUGCAUUUGGGUCUGUUUCAAAACCGGAAAGAUAUAGUGGAGACAAUAUAAUCUACAAACCACCAGGGCAUUCUGCUCCAGAUAUGGUAUACUUGGGAUCUAUGACAAAUUUUGACCUGACGUAUAAUUGGAUUCAAGAUAAAUGUGUUCCUCUUGUCCGAGAAAUAACAUUUGAAAAUGGAGAGGAAUUGACAGAAGAAGGACUGCCUUUUCUCAUACUCUUCCACAUGAGAGAGGACACAGAGAGUUUAGAAAUAUUCCAGAAUGAAGUAGCCUGGCAAUUAAUAAGUGAAAAAGGUACAAUAAACUUUUUACAUGCUGACUGUGACAAAUUUACACAGCCUCUUCUGCACAUACAGAAAACUCCAGCAGAUUGUCCUGUAAUAGCUAUUGACAGCUUUAGGCAUAUGUAUGUGUUUGAAGACUUCAGAGAUGUAUUAGUCCCAGGAAAACUCAAGCAGUUCAUAUUUGACUUACAUUCUGGAAAACUACACAGAGAAUUCCAUCAUGGGCCUGACCCAACCGACACAGCCCCAAGAUAGCCAGUCCAAGAUGUAGCAAGCAGUCCACCUGAGAGCUCCUUCCAGAAACUAGCUCCCAGUGAAUAUAGGUGUACUUUAUUGAGGGAUCGAGAUGAGCUUUAAAAACUUAAAAAACAAUUUGCAAGCCUUUCAACAGCAACAUCCGCUUAUGUGGUGGAAAUAGUAAACCUAUAUUUUCAUAAUUCUAUGUGUAUUUUUAUUUUGAAUAAACUGAAAGAAGUGUU